This is a messenger RNA of Stereum hirsutum FP-91666 SS1, 3152 nucleotides long. Its product is annotated as BRO1-domain-containing protein. The record is from RefSeq and is a predicted model, not a curated record. Gene Ontology annotation, molecular function: protein binding. The coding region runs from base 141 to 3152 and encodes 1003 amino acids. Gene Ontology annotation, cellular component: endosome. The transcript has 5 exons. Gene Ontology annotation, biological process: protein transport to vacuole involved in ubiquitin-dependent protein catabolic process via the multivesicular body sorting pathway. NCBI's taxonomy places the organism in Eukaryota, Fungi, Basidiomycota, Agaricomycetes, Russulales, Stereaceae.
GGAGCGUCAACCAACCUUGGCGCCUGAGAAGCCUGAACUUAACCCUUGACGGCUUCUUUGUUAACGAACUUCGACAAUUCCUACGCUCUGUGCCUUGGUCUAGUUCCUUCGUAGGAUAUACUCUUUGAAGAGGCUCUAGGAUGGCAUAUCAAUCUCCUCUCAUAUCUAUCCCGAAGAAGGGAACGGAGGAGGUAGACUGGACGACACCAAUACGGAGUGCGAUAGGUCAAUCGUAUGGAGAAGACCCAGACAAUUAUGCCUCUGAAUGUGCUGCUCUACAGCGGUGUAGACAAGAUGCCGUACGAGGUGCUGGAAGUGAUACAACAGCUCGCGAUCUCCUGUACAAAUAUUUUGGACAACUAGAGCUACUAGAGCUCAGAUUUCCCGAGAUACGAGUCAACUUCCCGUGGCGAGAUGCGUUCACUGCGAAGCUCAUCGUCCAGACCUCUCUUGCCUACGAGAAAGCAUCUAUCAUAUUCCAAAUCGCAGCCACACACGCCGCCAUCGCCGCCUCUCAAUCCCGCUCGGAUCCCGAAGGUCUCAAGCGUGCAUUCUAUUACCUCAAGUGCAGCGCCGGAAUGCUCACUUAUAUCAACGAGAACUUUCUCCAUGCGCCAUCGACGGAUCUCAGUCGGGAAGUCAUCAAGUUCCUCGUCGGGAUCAUCCUAGCACAGGCGACGGAAGUGUUCUGGGAGAAAUGCAGGGACGAGAAGAAAGGAAACGCGUUGAUGUCUAAGAUUGCGUCGCAGGCUUCGACAAUGUAUAAUGGGUUGACGGAGGAGGUGAAGGAGUUCAUGGGCAAGGGUAUCUUUGACCGGAAUUGGGUCACAGUCAUCCAAUCUAAAGCGAAACACUUCACGUCUAUAAUGCAUUACUAUCGCGGUCUCGCAGACGCAGCUGCCGGCAAACACGGCGAAGCCCUCGUCCGCUUUAACCUCGCUGAAUCCCUGGCCAAAGAGGCGAACCGCACUGCGAGCUCUUUCGCCUCUAUAUUCCUUCCACCAAUGUCUCCCAACCUUCCGCCUGAUGCUGGCACCACUCUGCUCGACCUCACCAAAGCCCACCUUGCUCUCUGCUCCGAACGACGCGCCGAAGCCCAGCGCGAGAACGAUAUGAUCUAUAACGCAGUACUCCCCGCCCCGGAGACCUUACCCGCCGUAGACAAGUUGGCUGUCGCGGAGGCAAUACCUAUCCAAGAGGUUUACGGGACACCCGAGGUGCAGAAGGUCAUCGGGAGUGACCUGUUUAUCAGGCUUAUCCCGUUGAGCGUGCAUGAAUCUGCGAGUGUCUACUCAGAGGAGAAAGCGAAGCUUGUCAGAGGUGAGGUGGAGAAAGCGGAGGAGGUAGCAGCGGAAAUGAGAAGUGUGAUCGAUUCGCUGGGCGUGAAGGCUGGUUUGGGCAGGUUCAAGGCUAUGGUAGAGGGUGGCGUAACCGGAGAAGACGAGAUUCCGCCGGACGUGAGGAGAUUCAGGGAGGAUAUUGCCCUGAUUGAAGAGCGGGAGAGCGUCGACGUCUUGAUGGAGAGGUUGACAAAGGUGCGACAGGAUGUGCAGAAGGAACUGGAGAGCGUCGAACGGGAGCUCGAGAUCGAGUCGAAGGAUUGUGAGGCUAUGAGGGUCAAGUAUGAUCAUCUCUUCACACAGGCGCCUAGUGCUGGGUACACCAAGAGCUUUAGAGCGGAUUUGAAGAGCCAUUGGCAGGCUUGGACUGCGGCGGGCGCGAGCGACGAGCAGGUCAGGGCAUUGUGGUCUGAGGUGGUGAUGGAUAUUGGAUUGCUGCUCUCAGAGGAACAGGUCGAAGCGGUGUUCAAGGACAGUGUGAAGGCCGGACAUAAUAGGAGGGAGAGCUUGUUAGAUCUGGACAUGGAGAGGGAUGAUGAGGAGAGACAUAAGAUCGCGCAAUUUGUGGAGGAAAUUGACGAGAGGUUGGGCAGGUUGAACAAGAUCGAGAGGGAGCGAGAGCAAACCCUCAAGGACCUGAAGGACAAGAUUCAAGCCGACGAUGUCUCGCACCUUCUGCUCUUGAAUCGCCGCAAUCCCAACGUCGAGCCUACACUUUUCGCUACUGAGCUAGAGAAGUUCCGCCCAUAUCAGCAACGACUAGGCCAAUCCGUUCAUCAGCAACAGCUCGCUUUACAGGAAGUCACCACCCUGUGGAAGGGACUGAAGGACCUCGCUGGCAGAGGUGAUGGUGCCAGGAAAUGGGACGAACGGGAGCGAAGGAAGAAGGAAGCCGUACGAAGAUUCUCCCGUGCUCGAGACGGAUACAUGGAAGUUCGAGACGGACUGGCCAAGGGACUACAAUUCUACUCUGAGCUUUCUUCGCUCUCUUCAGCUCUCCAGCAGAAUGUGCGCGAAUUCGUGACGUCCCGUAACCGCGAACGUGAAAACAUCGCCUCUCAAGCAGCAACACAGCAACGUCUCUCUUCGCCAUCUACACCCGUCUCCCCACCUCCCAAACCUCCACUCCCUCCUUCUGCCCGCGCAGGUUUAGAGACCUCUUUUGCCUCCCUUAGUAUGAACGGAAACGGGACUCCAACCAGAGGAACACCCGCACUUCCACCUCCUCCCCCUCCUUCGUGGUCCACCGCCACGCCACCGCCACCGUCAGCGUAUGGAAGUGCGCCACCGCCACCUCAGAAUUACUCGGCUCCUCCUCCCUCUCAAUCACAGCAGCAACGAUCAUCAAUGUACGGCGGGGGUCUCCCUCCGCCGCCACCUCCUCCAGGUCAAUCUCCCCACUCGUACUCAUCUUCGCCCCCGCCAACACAUGAUCCCUACGCCAGUCUAGGCUCUCUCUCAUCAUUCGCGACGGCGCCAAGUAAUGCCUCGUCACCAUAUUCCGCACCCCGACCUCCUCCGCCUCAACAACCAAUCCGUCAGGGGUCAUACCCGCCUCCACCAUCUGCUCAAUCACCGUACCAGCAACCACAGUCAUAUCAGCAGCAGCAGGCUCCGGCCAGGCAAGGGAGCGGUAUGUUACCGCCCCCACCACCACCGGUCAAUUAUCAAUCACAACAGCCUCAGUAUGGCGGGACGCCACAACCACCUCAGCAGUAUCAGCAGGGCGGAUAUCAGAACCAGGGACAGUAUGCGACGCCACCGCCGCCACAGCAGCAACAGCAACAGCAGUAUCAGGGGUAUUGGAAGUGA